This is a messenger RNA of Phaedon cochleariae (mustard beetle), 1761 nucleotides long. The record is from the annotation of a GenBank genome assembly. NCBI's taxonomy places the organism in Eukaryota, Metazoa, Arthropoda, Insecta, Coleoptera, Chrysomelidae.
AUGUCAAAAAAUAACUUGAACGGCUCCAGGAGUGUGUCUUCAAACAGUUUCAACAGCUUCCUGUCUGAAGGUGAAAUCAUAGAAAGUGGACUGGAGGAUAUAAACAUUGCUACAAAAAAUAAUAGACCUUCCUCUACUUCAAGAACUCAUAAGGCGAAAAGAAUUAGAUUUUACCAUAAUGGCAAUAAAUUUUUCAAUGGUAUUGUUAUCCCAGUGGCUCCAGAAAGGUACAGAUCCUUUGAUAGUCUCACUGCAGAACUCACAAGUAUCCUGACUAGAAGUGUGACACUGCCCAGUGGGGUUAGAAAUGUAUAUUCAAUGGAAGGAAAAAAGGUGUGCAGCAUCGACGACCUCGAGGACGGCAAGGAGUACGUGGUGGGCGGCAAGGGCGAGCCCUUCAAGCGGAUCGAGUACACCAAGACGGACGCGGCGCGGCCGAAGCGGCCGUCGAACGCGAGCAAGUUCACCGUCCACCAUUCGAACUACCAGCACGCGCCGAAGGUGGUGCCGCCCGAUUGCGUCCGCCCGCGGAUCGUGACGAUCAUCAGGAACGGGAUCAAGCCGCGAAAGAUAUUGCGGCUGCUUCUGAAUAAAAGGAAUUCUUCCAGUAUGGAACAGCUUCUGAGUGCAUUCUCAGAAACAGCUCAGUUGGCGGUGAGGAAAGUUUUCACAUUGUCAGGUCAGUCUGUCAAUGAUCUGUCUCAACUUUUCGAAACGGACGAUGUCUUUUUCAUUUACGGUAAUGAAAAAUCAUCUCAGAACGAUUUCGAAUUGGAAUUCGAAGAAAGCAAAGCAAUACAAUCAUACAAAAAGACUCCCGGCCUCAGAAAUGGGAUUUCUUAUAGAGCUGGUCCGAAACCAAAAAUGCCUAAAAAAGAAUUGAAUAGAACUUAUGAAUCGGAGGAAAGCCUAUUGAAGAAAUUAAGUGAAGAUAACAAUUUGAUUCUCCCUGUGCCCUUGAAGGGCAAAUACGUUGUUGGAAGAACAAUAGGAGAUGGUAAUUUUGCGGUAGUGAGAUUGUGUAAAGAUGUUUCAACGAAUCAGGACUAUGCUUUGAAAAUUAUAGAUAAAUCAAAGUGUAAGGGAAAGGAAGAUAUGAUUGAAAAUGAAAUAAAAAUACUUAGGAAAGUAAAUCAUUCUAACAUUAUGUCUCUCAUAGCUGAGGCAGAUACUAAAAACAUGCUGUAUCUAGUUUGUGAAUAUGUAACAGGUGGAGAUUUAUUCGACACCAUCACAGUUGCUCAAAAAUUCUCGGAGGAACAAGCUUCCCUGAUGAUCAAUCAUUUAGUGUCAGCACUAGCCUAUUUACAUAACCUCAAUAUCGUACAUCGAGACGUCAAACCGGAAAAUUUGCUGGUUGAAUUAGAAGAUAAUAGGGUGAAAAUAUUGAAAUUAGGCGACUUUGGAUUGGCUUGCGAAGUCACUAAGCCUCUGUAUACGGUGUGUGGUACGCCGACUUACGUGGCACCUGAAAUACUUGCUGAAUCCGGUUAUGGUCUCAAGAUCGACGUUUGGGCGGCAGGAGUGAUCCUCUACAUCCUCCUCUGCGGUUAUCCUCCCUUCGUCAGCCAAGACAACGAUCAGGAGAAGCUGUUCGACUGCAUCCUCUCCGGCCACUACGAUUUCGCGGACGAGUCUUGGCAGGACGUAUCGCCGUUCGCCAAAGAACUCAUCCAGAACAUGCUCCAGCUCGAUCCGGAUUUGAGGUUCUCGGCCGAGGACGUCAUCGACCAUCCUUGGCUCCAAUUGGCCGAGUGCUAG